AUGAUUUCAGAUCAAACUUCUCACGACGCACGCCCACCCUCAACCACUCUCCCUGCAAGACCUCAAAACGCAUGUGCACCCCGCCCUUCACCUCCCGGCCGCAGUUCUCAACUACACAGGGACAAGCCCGAUUCCAGACAUCCCGGGUAUACAUGUACGCGCGUAUUCGAAGCUGUGUCGUUAGCGAGCAACAGCCCCUGUGGCCCUGAUUCUCCUACACAUGCACCCACUACCCCCACAUACCCCCUAUCCUCUCUGCCUAGAACUCCCAGCACGCCUUACAACGAGCAACGCAAAUGCAGUCUGCAAGAGGAGGAAAACCAAAGGAGGAACAUGCUGGCAGAGGACAUGCUCACGCCAGGCAAGUCUGUUACUGUGCACGCGGACGUUGCAGAUCAGGAGAGGAGGAGGAGACGGUGCAGGGUUAGACCCGUGGGAGGUAUAGCGAGAACGGAUGAGGUGGGUAAGGGGUUUGAAGAUAUUACGGAUGUACUUGGGCUGGAUAUUCUAUCUGAUUGUCAGACUGAGCUUGAUGAGGGGGAUGCGAGGGAUGAGGAGAUUGCAGAUGAUUAUGAAUUAUUGGAUGACUUGUUCAGGGCUUGUGGGGAAGAAGGGUCUACCAUGGACCAGAAUAAGCUCCCAGCUGAACAGAAUGGUCUCGCGCCGCGAGGGAGGAUAGGAGCCUGGAUAAAGCAAAAGAUAGUUGGUGGGAGGAAAGACUGGAUGGCGUGA
Plenodomus lingam JN3 is the source of this 732-nucleotide messenger RNA. RefSeq lists its product as uncharacterized. The record is from RefSeq and is a predicted model, not a curated record. NCBI's taxonomy places the organism in Eukaryota, Fungi, Ascomycota, Dothideomycetes, Pleosporales, Leptosphaeriaceae.